Molecule: messenger RNA, 535 nt
Organism: Dunckerocampus dactyliophorus (ringed pipefish)
Lineage: Eukaryota; Metazoa; Chordata; Actinopteri; Syngnathiformes; Syngnathidae
Gene: atp6v0e1
Product: ATPase H+ transporting V0 subunit e1
Exons: 4
Coding region: 116-361 (81 amino acids)
Biological process (GO): proton transmembrane transport
Cellular component (GO): proton-transporting V-type ATPase, V0 domain
Molecular function (GO): proton-transporting ATPase activity, rotational mechanism
Source: RefSeq, a predicted model, not a curated record
UUGUGACGGUGUCACGUGACACGUUCUACCGCCUACGAAGUCUACUGUCGAAGUUGUAAGAAGUUUUACCUGCGAGAUAUUGUGGUAUAUAUUUGCUUUUAAACUCACUACUGCCAUGGCAGAACUAAGUUUUGUGAUUUCCAUGUCCGUCAUGACCUUAUUUUGGGGCAUUGUUGGAGGCGUGGUGCCCUGGUUUAUCCCCAAAGGACCAAACAGAGGAGUUAUUAUCACAAUGCUGGUGUUAACUGCUGUUUGCUGCUACUUGUUCUGGUUGAUUGCCAUUCUGGCUCAGCUGAACCCACUGUUUGGACCGUCAUUGUCCACUGAUGCCAUCUGGUAUUUGAACUAUCACUGGCCUUAAUGAUCCAAUGCAGACAACUCUCCUGCAGAUGCUGCUGCAACACCGUGGAGCGUUUUCGCUUAACUUCCAGCCACGGUCCACAUUUUGAAAUCGCCUUAAUGUCACUUCCUUGUGUGCUAACAGAGUGUCUUUCACACUUGUGCCUUGUACAGAAUACCAAAAGGACUAUCUUAA